UGAUCAUAUGACUUUAGCAAGCUGCAGCACAGCAAUGCGACUGAUGUCUACUGUAACUCUGACUGUCUUCUAUGCAUUAAUAUGUUGCUCCGUCACAGAAAAGACAUCAAAUGUUUCAUCUCCAAACAUUAUCAUCUUGCUCAUGGAUGACAUGGGUUGGGGGGACUUGGGGGUGUUUGGCCAGCCUUCUAAAGAGACCCCCAACCUGGAUGCCAUGGCUGCCCAAGGCAUGCUGUUCCCAAAUUUCUACACCGCAAACCCACUCUGUUCCCCAUCCAGAGCUGCACUUCUCACCGGGAGGCUGCCUGUCAGAAACGGUUUCUACACCACGAAUGCCCACGCGAGAAACGCAUACACACCACAGGAGAUAGUGGGAGGAAUCUCUAAGGAUGAGAUUUUGAUUCCCCAGAUGCUGAAGAAAAAGGGCUAUGUCAGCAAGAUAGUUGGCAAAUGGCAUCUGGGCCACAGACCUCAGUACUUGCCUCUGGAGAAUGGUUUUGAUGAGUGGUUUGGUGCGCCGGACUGCCACUUUGGCCCUUACAACAGCAGUAUCAGACCCAACAUCCCUGUCUACAACAACUCUGAGAUGCUUGGCAGAUACUAUGAGGAGUUUAAGAUUGACAGGAAGACUGGAGAGUCCAACCUCACACAGAUGUACUUGGUGGAAGGUCUUGACUUCAUAGUCCGUCAGACUGAGGCCCAGCGUCCCUUUUUCCUCUACUGGGCAGCGGACGCCACUCACGCCCCUGUCUAUGCCUCCAAACGCUUCCUAGGGAAGAGCGAGCGAGGCCGAUAUGGUGAUGCAGUGAUGGAGCUAGACUACAGCGUCGGUCAGAUCCUGUCAUUGCUGCAGAGUCAGGGCAUCGAAAAUAAUACCUUUGUCUUCUUCACAUCAGACAAUGGAGCUGCUCUAAUAUCUUCUCCAAACGAAGGCGGGAGCAACGGGCCGUUCCUCUGCGGGAAGGAGACCACCUUUGAAGGGGGCAUGAGGGAGCCAGCCAUUGCCUGGUGGCCUGGACACAUCAAAGGAGGCACGGUGAAUAUCCAGUUGGCCAAUGUGAUGGACCUGUUCACCACCAGUCUGGCUCUGGCCGGCAUCAGCCCUCCUGAUGCCAGAGCCCUGGAUGGACUGGACUUGACACCAGUCCUGCUGAACCGCUCACAUGCACUCCAAAGCAGGCCGAUCUUCUAUUACCGUGGGAAUGAGCUGAUGGCUGUGAGACUUGGAGAAUACAAGGCACACUACUGGACCUGGAGCAACUCAUGGGAAGAGUUUAACAACGGCAUCAACUUCUGUCCAGGUCAAGAGGUCCCGGGCGUGACUACUCACGACCAGAAAGAGCACACACUGCAGCCAAUCAUUUUCCACCUGGGGCAGGAUCCUGGGGAAAAGUACCCCAUCAGUGUUUUGACUAAGGAGUACCAGGAUGUGCUGAGCAGGAUCUCUCCAGUAGUGGAGCAGCAUAAGAAGACUCUGGUGCCGGGUUUUCCCCAGCUCAACAUGUGUGACGUGGCGGUGAUGAAUUGGGCCCCUGCAGGCUGUGAGAAGUUAGGAAAGUGUUUCAAAGUGCCCAAGUCUAAGCCCUGGAAGUGUGACUGGCCCCACUGAGACGAAGAGGAACCAAAACCUAAAGAUGUGCCUUUCUGCAGAACAACAAACAACUGAUUAUUUAAAAAGAUGCGUCUUUACAUUCUUUGUAAAAUGGGUCAUGUGCUAAGCUAAAAAGAAGGACAUGGUCAAAUUAAGGGAAUAAUGUUGGUACAACAACAUCAUAUUAAUUAUGCAAAUAGCUUUUUAAAUUUGUGAUUUUAAUGAACAAGUUUUACCUGUUGUGGAAAAAAACUGCAUCACGAGCCACUAGUUUAAGUCAGGACUCAUUUUAAUGGUGUAGAGCAGAUAGGGAUGUAUUUAUUUUGAUCAUGCCUAAUGUAAUGAAUUAUACCAUUUUGGAUUUUUGGAUUAGUUUUGUAUCCUUCUUACAUGCAUACUGCAAAACAUGUUUUUAAUAAAAAAAUCUAUUUUUAAUACAUUGUAUCAUGACUAU
Messenger RNA from Anarrhichthys ocellatus (wolf-eel), 2045 nucleotides. RefSeq names its product galactosamine (N-acetyl)-6-sulfatase (gene galns). Lineage: Eukaryota; Metazoa; Chordata; Actinopteri; Perciformes; Anarhichadidae. The coding region runs from base 8 to 1609 and encodes 533 amino acids. The record is from RefSeq and is a predicted model, not a curated record. Gene Ontology annotation, molecular function: arylsulfatase activity; N-acetylgalactosamine-6-sulfatase activity. The transcript has 14 exons.